Malania oleifera is the source of this 1623-nucleotide messenger RNA. RefSeq names its product ferredoxin--NADP reductase, root isozyme, chloroplastic. The coding region runs from base 280 to 1413 and encodes 377 amino acids. The record is from RefSeq and is a predicted model, not a curated record. Gene Ontology annotation, molecular function: oxidoreductase activity. NCBI's taxonomy places the organism in Eukaryota, Viridiplantae, Streptophyta, Magnoliopsida, Santalales, Ximeniaceae. The transcript is spliced from 5 exons.
AUUUAUUUUUUAUCAAAGUAAAAAAUACCUAUUCGAGGAUUCAAAGAAAAGAAACAUUAGUUCAAGAGAGAGUUGUGCUGGAAAGUACUCUGUCAACACUCAACGGAGGGCCACGGGGAGUGCAGAAGUUCUAAGAGGCAGGCUAACAACCCUGUGCGUCCCUUCCCACUCUCCGAAGGAUCAUCAUUCGCAAGAGCAUCAAACAUAUAUAAAACCCAGUCCUUUCUCUGUCUUUCCUUCACCUUCUUUCCUUUCGAAUCCUCAAGCUUUGAUCUGAUCAUGGCCCAUUUGGCUCUAUCUCAGGUGCCUGUAGCUGCUCCUGUUGGAAGUGAUGUGUCCCUCAAGAAAUCUGUUUUCAAGAGGCACGCCAUAAGCUUUGUUGAUGGAUCACGGGCACCUAGCAUAGCUUUGGACUUGAAAACCAAGAGUUCGAAGUUGAGAAAUCGGCACAUAGUAUGCUUGUCAGUGCAGCAAGUCGGCAUACCUAAACUUGCAGUUUCACCUCUAGGACUCGAAGAUGCCAAAGAGCCCCCAUUAAAUUUAUACAAGCCCAAGGAACCUUAUACUGCAACCAUUGUUUCUGUUGAGAGACUUGUAGGCCCAAAAUCUCCGGGAGAGACUUGCCAUAUUGUGAUUGAUCAUGGUGGCAAAGUCCCUUAUUGGGAAGGACAGAGUUAUGGUGUAAUUCCUCCCGGUGAAAACCCUAAGAAACCAGGGAGUCCCCAUAAUGUUCGUCUUUACUCAAUCGCUUCCACCAGGUAUGGGGACUCUUUUGAUGGCAAGACAGCCAGUUUGUGCGUUCGUCGUGCUGUCUAUUAUGACCCUGAGACAGGAAAAGAAGACCCGUCAAAGAAUGGAAUUUGCAGCAAUUACCUAUGCAACUCAAAGCCUGGAGAUAAAGUUAAGAUCACAGGACCCUCUGGCAAAGUAAUGCUUUUGCCUGAAGACGACCCAAAUGCCACCUACAUAAUGAUUGCUACUGGCACUGGUGUGGCUCCUUUUAGAGGCUACCUCCGCCGAAUGUUCAUGGAGUCCGUCCCAACAUUUAAGUUUGGUGGCCUUGCAUGGUUGUUUCUGGGGGUUGCCAACACUGACAGUCUCCUCUAUGAUGAUGAAUUCACCAAGUAUCUUAGGGACUAUCCAGACAACUUCCGAUAUGAUCGUGCCCUUAGCAGAGAGCAGAAGAACAAGAGUGGAGGCAAGAUGUAUGUUCAAGAUAAGAUUGAAGAGUACAGCGAUGAGAUUUUCAAACUCCUGGAUGGUGGGGCUCACAUCUAUUUUUGUGGGCUCAAGGGGAUGAUGCCUGGGAUCCAAGAAACAUUGAAAAAGGUUGCCAUGCAGAGAGGGGAGAACUGGGAAGCAAAGCAUGCGCAACUUAAGAAGAACAAGCAAUGGCAUGUUGAAGUUUAUUGAUUAAAGCAACUGUGGAGUCUGUUCAUGCCUGACCCAAGAAAUUGGUAUAUCCUCUUUCUUUUGAGGUAUUGUGGCAGUUCUUCUUCUAAUGAUCAGCAUUUUACAUAGCAACUUAUCUAGAAGUUGCCAUUGAUUUGUAUUAUCAUUCAACAAAGGGACAAGUUAUUCUCCAUGAUUAGUGCAAACAAAAAAAAUACCUUCAGUUGUCAA